Molecule: messenger RNA, 6123 nt
Organism: Bacillus rossius redtenbacheri
Lineage: Eukaryota; Metazoa; Arthropoda; Insecta; Phasmatodea; Bacillidae
Product: transmembrane protein 94
Exons: 27
Coding region: 111-4205 (1364 amino acids)
Source: RefSeq, a predicted model, not a curated record
CGUUGCAGUUGGCAAGCACUGGUUUAGGGAAUCUAUGUUCUCCGAGGAGAUGAACUGAAAGGAAAAUUUUUUUCAAAGAGAGAACGUGUUCGAACUUAAAAGAAAAAAAAAUGUUAGAAGACGAAGACAACGAAGAGCUUCAUUUGCUACACGGUACAACUCAACACGCUACUAAGUUAAAAAAUGACCCAGGCGGAGCGGAGCCCCAGACGGGCGGCAAGGCGAUCGGGCUGACGACCAGGGAGGCGCUCGGAGUCCUUCACGAGGUGAUCCAGGGCACCCUGGACGAGUUCACGUCGGCGGAGAGAGAGAGGAAGGGCGUGCCGUGGCUGCGCGACGCGCUGCACCACGAGAGCCGCCACACGCCGCUGUGCUGGACGUCCGCGGCGGCCCUGGUGCUCGACGGCACGGCACUGAUCGUCGCGCACUUCGCCUCGGACGGCUCCCGCCCCACGGACAACUGGCUGGCGCAAGGCCUGGUGAUCCUCGCUCUGGUGUCCCUCAACCUGUGGCUGGUGCUGCGAGAGAGCCGGCUGCGCCACCUGGAGAUGUCCCGGAGGAUCGGCCUGGUGCUUCAGCACUUGAAAGGGGCCGCGGGCAGCUGCCGCUGGGCGCCGGACAACUACCCCCACCUCUACUCCCCGCACGCCCCCUGCAUCACCCUGCAGUGGACGUACCGCGACGGCCGGGUCGUGAACCUGCCCUGGGCGCUGCUGGUCGCGGGGGACGUCAUCGUGGUGCGGCCGGGGCAGGCCGCCCCAGGGCGCUGCGCCCCUCUUGAGGACGGGGACGGCCCGGAGCUGCGCGCUGGGGAGACGUACGUGCCGCCGGCCCAGGGCGCCCGGGAGCUAUCCAGCGUGCCGGCCGCGCGAGCGCCCUACAGGAGCAAGCUGUACGUGCUGCGGGAGACGCCGUGCGCUGGGAGCCUGGGGCGCGCGCUGCGCCAGGCGACAGACCGGCCCGUCACGUACUUCAGCCGCGCGCGCCACCUGCUGAUGGCUCGCUGCGUCGAGCAGCUGGCCUUGCCCGCGGUGCUGGUGUUUGUGCUGCUGGUGAACCUGGUGAGGUUCGUGCACCUGUGCGAGCCAACCGGCUGCGGGCCCUGGCCGGAGAUGUUCCUGGUGCAGCCGGCGGCCGCCUGCCUGCCGCUGCUGCCGCUGGUCUUCCCCGCCGCGUGGACCCUGCUCGGCCUCCUGGGCAUGGCGCGCGUGCACGCCUUGGCGCGCGCCCCUCUCAUGUGCGCUCAGGAUGAGAUCGACCCGUUCGAAGAGGCCGACCUGGCGGAGCCGAAGAACGCGGUGGUCACCGUCGACUGGUCCGAGGUGUGGGAGAACAUGGCGAAGCUGUGGCGGGGCCGGGGCGAGAACCUGUCGCGCUCCGUGAACCUGCUGCAGGUGCUGGGAUCCAUCACGGCGCUGUGCUGUGUGGACAAGAAGGGCGUGCUGUCGUGGCCCAACCCGACGGCGGAGAAGGUGUUCUUCCUGCGCAACCCGUCGCCGGACGACAGCUCGUCCAGCACGGAGAGCCAGGGCGGGCAGUGCACGGACCACACGCACUCGGGCGGGACGGCGCAGGAAGACGACCUGAACGAGAGCCUCACCAGGUUCAGCUGCCUGCCGACGGACCUGUGCGCGGGGCGCGCGGCGGCCGAGGUGCUGGACCUGACGCACGACCGCGCCGGCCCGUUCCGCCUGCAGUUCGACGACCGCGCCUGGCGCCGCCACCUCAGCUCGCUCAAGCCGCUCGGCCUGGCCGCGCUGCUCAACACGUGCAACAUGCGCACGCACCGCCACUACAGCCAGUUCUGCGCGCACGUGUCGUGCGAGGCGGCGCACCACGAGGACCUGGUGCCCGUCACCAAUCGCAGGUGUUUGUGCGAGCUCGCGAAGCAGAUCGGGUUCGUGGACCAGGCACAGGAAAUAUUUGACCUGGAGGUCCAGCUGUCUACGUUCCGCCACGUCCACCCAGAGAUGAUGCGGCGCGACAUGAAGUUCGCGCGCACGCUGUCCAACACGAAGCUCAAGUUCCCGUUCCCGCACAUGGUGGGCGUGCUGGUGCGCGAGCGCGUGCGCGGAGACCUGCAGCUCAUGACGCAGGGCACGGCCGACAUCGUGCUGGACUCGUGCGUCGAGUUCUGGGACGGCCGGGACCUCUGCCCCCUCUCCGCCUCGGACAGGAAGAAGAUCCUGGACUUCUACCAGCGCUCGAGCCUGACGGCCUACUGCACGGCGUUCUCGUACCGGCCGCUGACGCGCGGCGUGAGCGACCGCCUCUCCGAGGUGUACCUGGAGCUGCCGCCCGACAGCAAGCACCUGUACGCCCCGCACCGCAGCCCCACCCCGCUGGCCUGGGACCUGCGCGGCAUGCUGGACGCCCGCUACAGGGGCGCCGCGGGCCAGUUCCACUCCACCGACUCGCUGCUGGGAGGCGACGCGCGGGAGGAGGAUGUCGGCGACGUGGACGGCUGCUUCGAGCUGCAGUGCAACCAGGUGUUCAUCGGCAUGGUGACCAUGCAGUACCAGGCCCAGAUAGACAUGGUGCAGCUGAUCGACCAGCUCGAGCGGGCGUGCAUCAGGUUCGUGCACUUCAGCAAGGAGAACGAGCUGCGCUCGCGCGUCUUCUCCGAGAAGAUGGGGCUGGAGAGCGGCUGGAACUGCCACAUCUCGCUGCUGAGUGAGCGCGGCAAAUCGGACGGCGGGCGCGCGGACGCGCACUCCCCGUCGCCCCAGAGCAGCGGCCACAGGACGGACGGCUGCCUGGAGCAGGUGGUGUGCUCGCGGAACCUGGGCCACUCGCGCGUGCUGAGCUUCUCCGCGCCGAGCGCCAUCAACCUGGAGUUCUCCCAGGUGAAGUUCGAGGAGGAGGCAGCUCGCCGCUCGGGGCGCGAGUCCCUGUCCAGCAAGUCUGAGACCAGCCGCGGGGAGCGCGAGAGCCAGGACAGCGUGCUGAUGCGCAGCGUGGACCUCAGCUCGCAGCCCGAGACCUGGCGUUCCCUCAGCUGCCUCACCGACAGCACGGAGCAGGAGGCGCCCGUCAACUUCGACAUGUCCAACCGGGCGAACCUCCCGCGCGGCAUCGAGAACAUCCGACCGCACCUGGAGCGCGUGGACAACGUGCCCCUGCUGGUGUCGCUGUUCACGGACUGCGACCCGGCGGUGACGUGCGAGAUGCUGCGCGUGAUGCAGGACUACGGCGAGGUGGUGUGCGUGCUGGGCUCGUCGGCCAGCGCGGACAACACGGGCAUCUUCCUGCAGGCCGACGCCAGCCUGGCGGUGGAGCCGCUGUACCCGCAGGUGUGCCAGAAGGUGCCCGCCUUCAGGGCGCCUCCCCCGGGGCUCGGCCCCUCGCCCGUCGACCUCAGCCGCAUGCUCAACUCGGUGGCCUGCUCGCUGAGCUUCUGCCGCGAGGACCCCAUCUCCAUCUUCCACCUCGUCAUGGAGUCCCGCCACCACAUGCAGAGCACGUGGAACUGCGUGCAGUUCUGGACGUGCUGCGCCAUGUCGCUAAGCUGCGCGCAGGCGCUGGCGGCGUGCUUCAUGAUGCCCCCGCUGCUGUCGGCCGGCUCCGUGCUGUGGCUGGCGUGCGUGGUGGUGCCGGCGCUGUCCACGUCGCUGGUCGGCGUGCCCACGGACCCGCGCGUCAUGCAGCAGGCCACGGGCAAGAACCAGUGCGUCGUCAACACCGAGGUGGGGGUGUACGUGCUGUGGUGCUAUGGGCUGCGGUUCCUGCCCGGCGUGGUGUCCACGCUGGUGUUCCACGCCCUGGGGCUGCGGGCGGCGGAGGCCGGCGGAGCGGCUCACUGGGGGGUCCACCCCCAGGCCCUGCGGCUGGUGCAGGAGGCCACCCUCGCGGUGCUGGCACUGCACUUCGUCACGGUGUCGGUGAGCUUCGUGCGGCACGAGUGCUGCCUGUGGCGCGGCAGUCCGCACGUCAACAAGGCCUGGGUCGUCUGCGCCGUGCUCGUCUGCGCGCUGCAGGCGGGGUACACGUGGUCCGUGCUGGCGGCCGAGCGGCACGGCGCGGCGGGCACCGGCGCGGCGGCACGGCUCCCGGUGGCGGCCGUGGCCUUCGGCGCGGUGUCCCCCCUCCUGACGCUGGUCGUCGCGGAGCUGGUCAAGCGCGAGGAGAUCAAGGCGAAUGUUCGAUACCAAAAACGAGCCCGCUUGGAGUUCGGCACGAAGCUCGGGAUGAAUUCGCCUUUCUGAACUGGGCUUGCAACACCAGGAGUGAUGUUCCUGCGGCUAACUGUGCCAAACCUCGAGCGUUAUACGGACUAAAAAAAAUCCAAAGAAAAUAACUCUCGAUAGCGCAACCCAUGUUUUGGCACUCGGCCUGAGUGAAAUCGCGCUCAAGUUACCUCGAAAGAUGUGUCCUUAAUCUUAGGCAAUAAGUUUACAAGAUGAUCAAUGAAAUAGCUCGGAAUGGCAUUCUUCCACACGGAGAAGUCAGGACGUCUGUCCAACAAGCCUGUCAUGCAAAUAUUGUAAAUUUUUAAAUGGCGUAACAACUUAUUAAUAGAGACCGGAAAAAUUUGCGGGUUCCAUGACCUUUAGGAUAGACUCCAAUAUCCUUUACACACACGGGCAAAUGCCAACUGUUCAUUGGCUGCUGACUUGUGAGUCGUCUCGACUGGGUGGCCUGUGAUUCGACACUUCUACGAGUGAGGGUCUCUAAUUGGCCCUCAGUCAUCCAGAUUAACAGUGGACCAAUGGCAGAAGCAGCAGUAGGGUAUAAUUAUUUGAAUUUUAGCAUUGCACGUAAUGAACCCGCGAAUUUUCCAGGUCUCUAGUUAUUAUUUUGUUCUUUAAAUGAUUUAUGCAGUGGGGAAUUUUGAUUUAAUACGAUUUCUUGGACGUACGCCAUUGCAGUUUUGCUCUGUUUUCUCGUUUAUAUUUGAACCAAUUCAAAUUCAGAUUAUUCUUUCAAUAACAAAAGAAGUAAAGUGAAGCCGUCGCAUAACACUCUUUGACAUUGAAGUUCGAUUCAGCAUUGCACAACAUGAAACAGUAAAACUGCACAUGCAGUUUCAUCAUGCUACUGGGUCCGAUCAACACGCCGUACUUUAUUCAGACGUGUUCACACCGAAUGGCGCAACGGCCGAGUUUGGAUAGAAAGGACAAUCUUCUAACUGGAAAUAAGCAGCUUUUUAACACUGCAAUGAAAAUCCCUGUGAAAACCGUAAAACAUACUUUCUUAUAGUGUUAGCUUUUUUUAAAAGCAUUGACAUGGAAUAUCUGUUCCCUUUUCAAAAUACAUAUUAAAAAAUGUCUCUGAGAGAAACUAAACUAUUAAAAACUCAUUGUGAAGAAUACAUGCCCCUAGUAAAUUUUUUUCAACCAAAUUUUAGCUAAUACAAUUUGACAUUUCUGUUCAAAGAAUAUUAUUUUAUACUUGAACUCGAAAGUUGAUUCAGACAAAAAAGAACUAAUAUUCACAGGGUCCUACAGGGAAACCAUCUCAAGACAUUGCUGAAGGGACCAAAACAAUGCGUUCUCACUAAUGAAAUAACCAUUUUAUUCAUUUUAUUAGCAUAAGAACUGUUUGUAGCUCAAGUGAAAAUUUAUUGAACUUUUUUUACUUAUUACACAGUUAAAUCAUCUCAACAGAUUCAACACGAAGUAGUUUCCACUGUAGUCAUUUACACUUACCACUCAGUUUUUCUUGCCUGCAGUUCUACCAUCAAAGUAAAUUGUAAUUUUUUGAAACAGUGCUGUUUCAGAUAUUAAAAAAAGAGUACUAAAUCAGUAUUCUAGGGACUAAAGAUUCUUUUAAGUUUUAUACAGAUUCAACUGCAAAUGUUACUUAAGUGAAGUUGUGUCUGGAGACAUGAAGAGAUAUGCCAAAUACAAAGAGUAUCAAUAUCAUCAAGAAUCAUUAGAUAGCUACAUUUUAAUAAGGCGGUAGGUACAGUUGUGUUGAGGCAACACAAUAACGAUGACAAUUUUUGUCUUGCACCUUCGAACUUGCUGCAAAGUAGCGCCUGUUUGGGUUUUUAAUUCGUAAUUUAUUUGGGAGAGACUUGCCAUGAUCUUGUCUCCGUCCUUGUAACGAGGUUUGCUCAUGAAAUUGUUUUUUUGAGGAUGUGUUUGUACUAAGUUUUGAAUAAAACGUUUUUUAAAAGUA